AUGGCGGCAUCCGCCGGCCUCACAAGCGGCGAGGCGCUGCGCCUGCUCAAGCUGCAGGCGUUCUUCAGCCAAAUCCCCAGCAGGGACGCCGCACUCGCUGCGGCCGUCCUCUACGCCGCCACCAGCGUCGCAGUCCUCGCGACCACCAUCAAAACGCGAGCGUGGUUCAUGCUUAUCGUGGCCAUCACGGGCUUGUGCGAGGUGCUUGGUUUCGCCUUCAGAGUCGUCAUGAUUGCUGACCCCAAGCUUGCGUGGUUGGUGGCCAUGCAGCUGUUCCUUAUCGUGCCGCCCGUCCUCCUGGCGAUCGUCGAAUACGUCGCCGUCGGCCGCCUGCUGUGCAUGAGCGCGGCCGGGCGCGCGUCCAAGCUCGGCGGGUGGACGGCGCGGCUGUUCACGGCGUCCGACGUGAUCUGCUUGCUUGUCCAGGGGGCGGGCGGCAGCCUCGCGGGCACAUCCCAAGAGAAAGCCGAGGUUGGACGCGCGCUGAUCCUAGCCGGCCUGAUCCUGCAGCUGGGCUUCUUCACGUUGUUCACUGGUGUUGCAAUUCACGUGCAGCGGACCCCGCGUUUCGGCUUCCGCGGCUGCAUGGCGCUGCGGCCGAUGUUCGGCUGCAUGUAUGCAACCAUCGCGUUGAUGUACGUCCGAAACAUAUUCCGAGUCAUCGAGUUUGGCCAGGGGUACAAAGGAUAUCUUGCUACCCACGAGGUGUUCUUCUAUGUUUUUGACUUUGUCCCUAUCUUCUCAUGCUUCUUGCUUUUUACUUGGCUCAACUAUGGGUUCUACUUUGGCGCGGCUGAAGCCGCCGCGGCCGCGGCCGACGCACGCGCUGGUAGCAGUGGCGCGCCCAAGCUGGUGGGUGAUGUGGAGGCCGCUGCUGGCGGCAACGGCGCACUGCCAAUGGUGGUCGUCGAGGCGCUGGGUGGCUGA
Monoraphidium neglectum is the source of this 927-nucleotide messenger RNA. RefSeq lists its product as hypothetical. The transcript has a single exon. Gene Ontology annotation, cellular component: membrane. The record is from RefSeq and is a predicted model, not a curated record. Bases 1 to 927 code for a protein of 308 amino acids. NCBI's taxonomy places the organism in Eukaryota, Viridiplantae, Chlorophyta, Chlorophyceae, Sphaeropleales, Selenastraceae.